GCCGCCACUCUGUUAUUUCUUCCGAAUAAAAAGCUGCGGGCAGACGGAGUUUGGAAUUGGGGAGGAUAAUUAAAAUUCCAAAUUACUAUGGCAACUUCUGUCGAUAAAGAGGCGUUAAGGGAUGCUUACCAGGACGUGAGAGCUGAUACUUCGGAAACAAAUUGGGCUCUGUUUCGGUAUAAAGGUUCCGAAAUAAUACACGACAAUUCUGGUGAAAGCUUAGAUGAACUUAGGCAAAGUCUUUCAGAUCACGAACGAGCCUUUGUGUUUGUGAGGGUGUUUGCAGGAGACGAAAUGAGCAAACGAAAAAAAUUUGUCCUCCUUACGUGGGUGAGUCCGGAAGUCAGUGCCCUCAAACGUGGUAGAGUGUCCAUCGACAAAGCCCUAGUCAAACAAGUCGUACAGAAUUUUGCCGUGGAGCUUCAACUUGAAUCACCUGAGGAGUUGACAGAAGAUUUUCUCAGGGCUCAUGUAGAUAAAGUUGGUGGUGCAAAUUAUGGAACUGGUACUCGAAGUUAAGGCUGGACCUUAUUUUGUAUUUAAAAACAUAAGUCUUGUCAUAAUUGUGUAACUUUUUUUACCAUGCGUGUUUAUAUGAUAUGCCAUUAGAAUGUUAAGCUCUCUGAAUAAAGUUGUUUAUACUAUA
Uloborus diversus is the source of this 646-nucleotide messenger RNA. RefSeq names its product coactosin-like protein. Gene Ontology annotation, biological process: regulation of actin filament polymerization. The transcript has 4 exons. The record is from RefSeq and is a predicted model, not a curated record. Lineage: Eukaryota; Metazoa; Arthropoda; Arachnida; Araneae; Uloboridae. Gene Ontology annotation, molecular function: actin filament binding. Gene Ontology annotation, cellular component: actin filament; cortical actin cytoskeleton; plasma membrane. The coding region runs from base 88 to 519 and encodes 143 amino acids.